This is a messenger RNA of Pimephales promelas (fathead minnow), 3796 nucleotides long. The record is from RefSeq and is a predicted model, not a curated record. NCBI's taxonomy places the organism in Eukaryota, Metazoa, Chordata, Actinopteri, Cypriniformes, Leuciscidae.
CUCCUUCAUAUUCCUUUCGAGGGGAAGAAACGCUGUUGUGAUCGACAGAGAAAGCGCAAGACAAACACGAACAUUUGCUGCAGUUUACUUCGGGUUUGACUCUUUGAAUUUUCGUAUUCCGCGAGGCACUCGUGUGAGUUUAUGAAUGAAAAAUUCCCUAACAGCAAAUACGUGGAAGUUUUCUCACGGUUCAUCUACGCACCUGGACCAAAACCUUGUGUUUGUUUCAUCUAGUUUAAACGUGACUCAUUUUUGCCCUCGCUACUUUUGCAAAAACAGACGCGUUGGAAGAAAUCUGUCUGGGUGUCUUGUUUUGAUUCACUUCAGCGUGGGGCAUUUUCUUCGGAGAUCGCUUGUUGUGGAGUAAUGCUUUACAAACCAAAAUAACCCCAAGAAGAAGUCCACUUCAACACAACCCAGUGUUCAGAAAAACAUCCAGAGGUAGCUCUAUGCUGCUGGUGUUGAUGGCCCAGCGCUGCCCACAGCUGUGUGAAUGAGCUGUUUCGGCCCACCCUCUUCGUCCAGCUGCCGUGGCAUGACUUCUCUCAGGAUGAUGAAGUCAUGGCAUUUGCUUCUCCUGUGGGUUGUUCUAGCUCACCUCCCCUUGGCCCACUCACGUCCCGCGGUAACCGAACAAGGUCACGCAGUACCGUCUUCCGAGGAUGAGGACGACGAUGAGUCAUCGUCAGAAGAGAACAAGCCGUCAAGUAGCCAGGAGCUCUUACCGAUGGCACCUCACUGGGCUCAGCCUGAAAAGAUGGAAAAAAAGCUUCAUGCCGUUCCGGCCAGCAGAACGGUGAAAUUCCGAUGUCAAGCCGAGGGAAACCCAACUCCGAAACUACGCUGGCUCAAGAAUGGAAAAGAGUUCAAAAGAGACCAGCGCAUCGGGGGCUACAAGCUGCGGGAACACAUGUGGACCAUAAUCAUGGAGUCUGUGGUGCCCUCAGACAAGGGCAACUACACAUGCCUGGUGGAGAAUGAAUACGGAAGCAUCAAUCACACCUAUCAGCUGGAUGUAGUGGAGCGAUCACCUCACAGGCCCAUCCUCUAUGCUGGUCUCCCUGCAAACCGAACGGCUGUGGUUGGCAGUGACGUAGAGUUUGUAUGCAAGGUUUUCAGCGAUCCCCAGCCUCACAUCCAGUGGCUCAAACACAUAUUGGUGAACGGAAGUCAACGGGGACCUGAUGGACUCCCUUACGUACGCGUCCUAAAGACGGCUGGCCUCAACACCACCGACAAGGAGAUGGAGGUGCUCCAGUUGAGGAAUGUGUCCUUUGAGGAUGCUGGGGAGUAUACUUGCUUGGCGGGCAAUUCUAUCGGGAUCUCCCAUCAUUCAGCAUGGUUGACCGUUGUCAAAGCACCCAUCGCUCCCUCUGCAGUUCCCAGUCAGUCCUACCUGGAGGUGUUGAUCUACUGCGUGGGAUUCUUCCUCAUCUUCCUCAUGGUAGGAAUCGCCACCAUCGUCAAAGUCCGCAGCUCCUCCAAGAAGAGCGACUUCAACAGCCAGCUGGCCGUCCAUAAGCUGGCCAAAAGCAUUCCUCUCCGCAGACAGACGAGACCUCAUGUAGUCCUAGGGGUCAUCUGGAUGAGAGACCACGCUGCAUUGCUGAAUGGAGACCACGUGGGUGAACAGGGGCCAGCUGGAGAUCGGGUUAGUAAAGCCGACAGACUCUGGGCUUUACUCCUGCACUGUCACGCAGUACCGUCUUCCGAGGAUGAGGACGACGAUGAGUCAUCGUCAGAAGAGAACAAGCCGUCAAGUAGCCAGGAGCUCUUACCGAUGGCACCUCACUGGGCUCAGCCUGAAAAGAUGGAAAAAAAGCUUCAUGCCGUUCCGGCCAGCAGAACGGUGAAAUUCCGAUGUCAGGCCGAGGGAAACCCAACUCCGAAACUACGCUGGCUCAAGAAUGGAAAAGAGUUCAAAAGAGACCAGCGCAUCGGGGGCUACAAGCUGCGGGAACACAUGUGGACCAUAAUCAUGGAGUCUGUGGUGCCCUCAGACAAGGGCAACUACACAUGCCUGGUGGAGAAUGAAUACGGAAGCAUCAAUCACACCUAUCAGCUGGAUGUAGUGGAGCGAUCACCUCACAGGCCCAUCCUCUAUGCUGGUCUCCCUGCAAACCGAACGGCUGUGGUUGGCAGUGACGUAGAGUUUGUAUGCAAGGUUUUCAGCGAUCCCCAGCCUCACAUCCAGUGGCUCAAACACAUAUUGGUGAACGGAAGUCAACUGGGACCUGAUGGACUCCCUUACGUACGCGUCCUAAAGACGGCUGGCCUCAACACCACCGACAAGGAGAUGGAGGUGCUCCAGUUGAGGAAUGUGUCCUUUGAGGAUGCUGGGGAGUAUACUUGCUUGGCGGGCAAUUCUAUCGGGAUAUCCCAUCAUUCAGCAUGGUUGACCGUUGUCAAAGCACCCAUCGCUCCCUCUGCAGUUCCCAGUCAGUCCUACCUGGAGGUGUUGAUCUACUGCGUGGGAUUCUUCCUCAUCUUCCUCAUGGUAGGAAUCGCCACCAUCGUCAAAGUCCGCAGCUCCUCCAAGAAGAGCGACUUUAACAGCCAGUUGGCCGUCCAUAAGCUGGCCAAAAGCAUUCCUCUCCGCAGACAGGUGUCGGUGGAAUCCAGUUCGUCUCUGAACUCUGGUGUGAUGUUGGUCCGUCCUUCACGACUCUCCUCCAGCGGGACCCCCAUGCUCUCAGGGGUCUCUGAGUACGAGCUGCCCCAGGACCCGUGCUGGGAGGUGCCCCGAGAGAGGCUAGUACUUGGGAAACCUCUGGGAGAGGGCUGCUUUGGUCUGGUGGUUAUGGGUGAAGCCAUUGGAGUGGACAAGGACAAGCCCAACCGAAUAACUAAAGUCGCUGUGAAGAUGCUGAAAUCUGACGCCACUGAGAAGGACCUGUCGGACCUCAUCUCAGAGAUGGAGAUGAUGAAGAUGAUUGGAAAACACAAGAACAUCAUCAACCUGCUCGGAGCUUGUACCCAGGAUGGCCCUCUUUAUGUCAUUGUGGAAUACGCAUCUAAAGGAAACCUGCGGGAAUACCUGCGUGCCCGCCGACCGCUUGGCAUGGAGUACUGUUACAAUCCUGACCAGGUUUCUGUCGAGAGCAUGUCUAUUAAAGACUUGGUCUCCUGUGCCUACCAGGUGGCUCGUGGCAUGGAGUACCUGGCAUCCAAAAAGUGUAUCCAUAGAGACUUGGCAGCACGCAAUGUACUUGUAACAGAGGAUAAUGUAAUGAAGAUAGCAGACUUUGGUCUGGCCCGGGACGUUCAUCACAUAGAUUACUACAAGAAGACUACAAAUGGCCGGCUGCCCGUCAAAUGGAUGGCACCUGAGGCUUUGUUUGACAGGAUUUACACACAUCAAAGUGACGUGUGGUCUUUCGGGGUCCUUCUGUGGGAGAUCUUCACUCUGGGCGGCUCGCCGUAUCCCGGAGUCCCUGUGGAAGAGCUCUUCAAGCUCCUGCGAGAAGGUCAUCGCAUGGACAGACCCUCAGCCUGCACUCAGGAGCUAUACCUGAUGAUGAAAGACUGCUGGCAUGCGGUUCCCACGCAUAGGCCAACUUUUAAACAGCUGGUAGAAGACCUAGAUCGCACCCUGUCCAUGAUGUCCAAUCAGGAGUAUCUGGACCUCUGUGUGCCCCUGGAGCCCAUGUACUCUCAGGUCAUCCUAAACGAACGAAGUUCCACCUGCUCCUCCGAGCCGGACUCUGUCUUCUUGAGAGAGUCUGAACCUGAAGAGCCAUGCAUCCCCCCAAUAGUUCCCCCACAACAAACUGUUCGGUCCUUCAAAAAACGCUGA